Molecule: messenger RNA, 2189 nt
Organism: Nelumbo nucifera (sacred lotus)
Lineage: Eukaryota; Viridiplantae; Streptophyta; Magnoliopsida; Proteales; Nelumbonaceae
Product: rab GTPase-activating protein 22-like
Biological process (GO): activation of GTPase activity
Molecular function (GO): GTPase activator activity
Source: RefSeq, a predicted model, not a curated record
GUUCGCCUGACGCCCAUUUUCAUCUCUCCUGUCCUGAUUACAUUUUUUUGUUCCUACCGUCCUUCGAACCUUAAAAAGAAUGUUUACGGUUUACAAUUUAUGCUCCGGAGAUCGCUCAUAAAUUAUUGAUUCUCCUAGGAUUUGUCGUUUACGCAUUGAAGAUUGAGGAUUUGGGUUGUCUGAGAAAUCAAUUAGGCUGUCGAAGAUUCAAGUUUUCGAGUUAUGAGGAAUGAUGAUCCUUUCAUGCUUGUGAAAUAUUGAGAGAUCUUGGGUUUGAGCCUCUGGGUUGCUUGCAAUUGGUUUCCUGGAAGGCUGAAACCAUUAAUUUGGAAGUGAAUUGGGUGUUUACUUGAAAUGGGUGGUGAUGUUGCUUGUUGUGGAGUUGUAGAUUCAGGGGAGUCGGAUUCUUUCUAUGCGACUAAACCAGAAUAUCAAGAUGACGUCCCGAAAACCCGAUUUAAGCUCAGGGCUGGUAAGACUCUUAGUGCAAGAAAGUGGAAUUCUGCAUUCUCACAAGAUGGUCAAUUGGAUAUAGCAAAAGUUCUUAGGCGGAUUCAACGUGGGGGAGUCCAUCCAUCAAUAAAAGGGGUAGUCUGGGAGUUCCUUUUGGGUAGCUUUGAUCCCAAUAGCACCUUCAAUGAACGGAAUCAGCUCAGGCAACACCGGAGGUGGUAUCAGUAUGGAACAUGGAAGUCUGAGUGUCAAAAGAUGGAACCGACAAUUGGUAGUGGGACAAUCAUCUUGGCACCUAUCAUCACUACAGAUGGUCGACCCAUCUGUGAUCCUUCAAAUAAUAGAGAUACACAAGAAGACAAUACUGUGCCAACGUCCACUCCUGAUGCUUCUUUGAAGCAUGAAGAGCAUGCAGUUGAUACUGAUUUGGAAAAGAAAGUGAUUCAAUGGAAGCUUACUUUGCAUCAAAUUGGUUUGGAUGUCGUCCGCACAGAUCGAUCACUUGUAUUCUAUGAGAGUGAAGCUAAUCUUGCAAAACUCUGGAAUGUUCUUGCUGUGUAUGCAUGGAUAGAUAAUGAAAUUGGCUACUGUCAGGGAAUGAAUGAUCUGUGCUCUCCUACAGUUGUUCUUCUUGAAAAUGAAGCAGAUGCCUUUUGGUGCUUUGAACAUGUAAUGCGAAGAAUGCGUGAAAACUUCAAGGCUACAGCAAGUUCAAUAGGUGUUCAAUCACAGCUGAACGCACUUGCAACAAUAAUUAAAAUGGUUGAUCCAAAGCUUCAUCAACACCUUGAGAAUCUAGAUGGAGGAGAGUAUAUAUUUGCAUUCCGCAUGUUGAUGGUACUUUUCAGAAGAGAGUUCUCAUUUGUGGAUGCAUUGUACCUUUGGGAGUUGAUGUGGGCCAUGGAGUACAACCCGAGCCUAUUCUCUUUGUAUGAAGGCCCAAAUGCAGCUAUGGAUAGGAAUAAUGCACCCAAGGGCAAUGACAAGCUGCUAAAACAGUAUGGGAGAUUUGAGAGAAAAAAUUUAAAGACCGGAUUCAGUGACAAAAGCAGCUCUCUAUCUGUUUUUGUCGUUGCAGGUAUCCUCAAGUCCAAGAAGAAGCAGCUGUUGAGAGAGGCAAGGGGUCUGGACAAUGUUCUCAAGGUUUUGAAUGAAUUAACUGGAAAAUUAGAUGCAAAAAAGGCAUGCAACGAAGCUUUGAAGAUUCACAAAAAAUAUUUGAGCAAGACUAAGAAAUGAUAAUGGUGCUUGACGUCAUAAAUUUGUUGUCUAACCAGAUCCUUACACCCAAUUGGCUGAUGCAUUGAGAACCAGAGCUUGUCACCAAGAUUUUUCUUGUAAAGUUUCUUCAUCUCAGAUGUAGUGUUCCAAUAGCUGAGCUCUCCUUUUGUUUUUCUUUUUCCUCAAAUUUUUGUUGAUUAUGAUGUUAUCUCUGCAACAUCAAAAAGAAUAGGGGAUGUAGAAAAUAUUUUUUUUCACAGAAGUUACUUUCUACUCUGCAUGCUCAAACGCUCCUGUAUAAGAAUUUUUCUUUUUCAAUUUUGUAAAGUAUUGUAGGUAAUGAUUGUUGACCCCAAAAUGGUGGGUGCAUGGUGGGUAUACUUUUGCCAUAUUUGACCGUCCUUUGCCCUUUGUGAGUCAACCAACAUAAAGUCACAAGUAUUUUUCUUAUCCAUUUAGGCUAGGCUAAUCACAUUUUUAAGUCAAUUUAAUUUUAGUACAUACACAAUCAUAUA